AUGAAUCUAACGCUUUACCUCCCUCCCUCCGCUGCUACUUCCAAGUCCGCUCCCCUUCUCAUCUACCUCUCUGGCCUGACCUGCUCACCCGAUAACGUCACUGAAAAGGGCUUCCUCCACUCCCACGCCUCUUCCCUCGGCCUCGCCCUCCUCUACCCUGAUACCUCUCCCCGCGGGCUUGAUCUCCCCGGCGAGCACGAAUCGUGGGACUUUGGUAGUGCAGCGAGCUUCUACAUCGAUGCUACUACUAAACCAUGGAACAAAAAUUACAAGAUGGAGUCUUAUCUCACCAAGGAGCUACCAGACCUGCUGUUUGGUGCCUUUAAGGAGCUCGACUCGUCGCGAGGCACUGAAGAUAACAUCUAUAAACAGGGCCAACUGCUCCCUGAAAACUUUGCGAAAGUCGCAGAAGAGAUUGGUGCGAGCGACCUCCAAGUCAAUUACCGAGAAGGCUAUGAUCAUUCUUACUUUUUCAUCUCCACAUUCGCCGGCGAUCACGUCCAGCAUGCCGCCAAGGCUCUGGGUCUCCUUUGA
Molecule: messenger RNA, 534 nt
Organism: Trichoderma aggressivum f. europaeum
Lineage: Eukaryota; Fungi; Ascomycota; Sordariomycetes; Hypocreales; Hypocreaceae
Exons: 3
Coding region: 1-534 (177 amino acids)
Biological process (GO): formaldehyde catabolic process
Cellular component (GO): cytosol
Molecular function (GO): S-formylglutathione hydrolase activity
Source: RefSeq, a predicted model, not a curated record